Molecule: messenger RNA, 1389 nt
Organism: Camellia sinensis
Lineage: Eukaryota; Viridiplantae; Streptophyta; Magnoliopsida; Ericales; Theaceae
Source: RefSeq, a predicted model, not a curated record
AGAAAAAAGAAAAAAAGAAAAAGAAAUGUAACAUUUCAAUUCUGCCAUAGUUGGGAUCGUAAGGGGUUGCCACCUAGAAUUGCUUCAAAAUCAGAAGACUAGAAAUGGCUUGUUGUGUUGUAUCCUCCUCUAACUGCCACCUGUUCCUACCGUCCACCCCCAACCGAGCAGAAAAACUUGGGUGAACAAAACCAAAAACAAAACCCACAUCAACUUUCCUCUGAAACUGGAACUAAAACCUUGUAUCAAUGGACAAGAUAGUGAUUUCUCUAGGAGUUCACAAGAAAUUCAAGAAACAUAGCAAGAAGAAGGGACUCCUCAAGAAAGUAAUUCACUAUCUCAAGUCAGAUACUUACAUGUUUGCUCCCUUGGUCUCUCCUCAACCCUCUGAUUUCCUACCAAGAAACACGCUUCCUACCGGAGUUGAGAUUAUGAAAUCCACAAAGAAAGACCAGAAAUUACUAAAGAAGGUUGGGGAGUACCUGAAAUCUGAUUGUUACAUGUAUGCCCCAUUGAUUUGUCGUAGACCAUCGCAUGAUUUUGAUGCUAACAUUGUCAUUCCUCCUUCUGGUACAGAUUUUUUGUUUUCUGUUUCUGUUUUCUGUCAUUUUCUUUUUUCUUAUUUAUUGUUGUUGUUAAAUUACUAUUUAACUAGACUUUCUGCUUGUUUCUUGUUUUUCUUGAUGGGGGGUUUUUGACGGGUCACCAGGUGCUUGAAUAAUUGUUUCUCCUAGUGUAGACUGUUUCAAUGCCACACUUAAACAUGCUCUGUUAUGGCCUGCUAUGUGUUGGGCAACUCAAUGAGAUUACUCUUCUAGAUAUAGAGACUUUGAAGGGCCAAAUGGUAAACUUGAGUUGUGAUCUUGAUUUAAGACAGUAGGUGGUAUGACAAAUAGACUCAAACCCAUUUAGUAUAGCUUCCUACAAACUAAAAGUUGAUAAUCAGAAACUAAGGCAUCCCUACCUUAGCUUUCUAAUAAUAAGUAUUUUUUUCCUAAGAGUUUAUGUUUUGGGGAUAAUUGGUGAUUUAAUGUGGUAUCAGAGAUCUAGUUUCAGAAGGUUCUCAGUUCAAAUCUUGUCAGUGCCAUUAUCUCUAUCAUUGUGUACUAGGUACUGUCUGUUGUCAUACACCUUAUUGUCUUGAUCUGUUUUAUUCUUAAAAUAAAAAUUUGCAUUUCAUGUACCUUUGCUUAGGAGAUGAGCAACACACUGAAAAUAUAUAUCACUUGCUUUGGAUGACUCCAAAUUCUCUUGUUUUCCUUAUCUCUUCAUUGUAUUAACAAGCCAUGAAACAUACACACAUUCAGUAAUGCUCUUAGCUUUUGCAUCAUAUUGUCCUGCAAUUCUAGCACCUAGAAAACAUAUCCAGAAAAUUUUACGAACUACAUU